UCUCUUUUAUUUCUCUCUAUCAACUUUUUCUCUUCUUUCUCUGUGUUUCUCUUGCACUUUCUCUGUAGAAACAAGAGCUUCUAAAAUAAUGGGAAACAGUUCAAUAGCUCGUGCAGCAGUUGGAAUUCUAGGCAAUGUGAUCUCUUUCGGUUUGUUUUUGUCACCAGCUCCAACUUUCUAUGGAAUUAUAAAGAAGAAAGCUGUAGAAGAAUUCAAACCAGAUCCAUACUUAGCCACAAUAAUGAAUUGUGCAUUUUGGGUAUUAUAUGGAAUGCCUUUUGUGCACCCACACAGCACUUUAGUCUAUACCAUCAAUGGCACAGGAGUUGUGAUUGAAAUUGUCUUUCUCACCAUAUUUUACAUCUAUUCUACCAACAAAGGAAGGAAAAAACUAGUUCUUAUUCUUGCUAUUGAGACUAUUUUGUUUGCGGCCGUUGUUCUGAUAACAAUGUUAGCAUUUCAUGACACUACAAAAAGAUCUUUGAUAGUUGGUGUUAUUUCUGGUGUCUUCAACGUAAUGAUGUAUUUCGCUCCUCUAACCGUCAUGGUAAAAGUUAUAAAAACUAAGAGUGUGAAAUAUAUGCCAUUUUGGCUCUCUCUAGCAAACUUAUUAAAUGGCUUGGCUUGGACAACUUAUGCUAUCCUUCACCCAUUUGAUAUUUAUAUCUUGAUAUGCAACAGCAUUGGAGUAGUUUCUGGAAUUGUUCAGCUUAUUCUAUAUGCUUGUUAUUGCUCUAACAAAGAUGAAAACAAUGAAGAUGGUGAUGUUGAGAUGAAACCAACUAAGUAGUGUUCAUUUUUUUUUUGAUAAGCAAAUAUGAAAUUAAGGAGUACAAGGGGUACUCAACCCGUCUACAAGAUGCGAAUCAAACAAAGUUACAACGAUGCCGCACGAAUGCAAGACAAAGGAUCUAGGAACCAGAGCAAACUAUUACAACCAGCACCCCCCUUAAUCCUAGCACAGAACCAGUCCCACGCUAAUGACUUAGUCAUCUCCACAAUUUCCCGGACCCCUUUGGUACCACCUUCGAAGAAAGUAUCAUUUCGCACAAGCCAAAUUGCCCACACCACCGCAAACCAAAAGAUAGCACCAAAGAAUUUACUAACCUUACACAUCAUAGUUUCUUUAAUUCCUUAUGUCUUUACUUAUUUUUAUGUUUUGUCUUGUAUUGAAUAUGAAGGAAGCACAAGAAAUAUUUAAUAAGGGGAAGACAUUUAUUAAUUUUGAUUUAAGUUUGUAAUAAUAUGUGAGAACAUUGUCAUUGCUCCUAAUGGUAGCCAACUAACCAUCAUUUUCCAAUUAUAUUCUUUAGUUCCUCUAA
Molecule: messenger RNA, 1322 nt
Organism: Vicia villosa (hairy vetch)
Lineage: Eukaryota; Viridiplantae; Streptophyta; Magnoliopsida; Fabales; Fabaceae
Product: bidirectional sugar transporter SWEET5-like
Exons: 6
Coding region: 89-790 (233 amino acids)
Biological process (GO): carbohydrate transport
Cellular component (GO): membrane
Molecular function (GO): sugar transmembrane transporter activity
Source: RefSeq, a predicted model, not a curated record